UCAGUAACUGUUCAGCUUGACGCGAGCGAGAGCAAGCUAGUCACAAGCAGAUACACAAAGGGUGCGGAAGAAGCUGCAGCAAUGGGGAUCAAACUGUACUACACCACCGUUACUGCCUCGCGGACGGUGAAGUCUCAACAGGCAGAAGUGAUACGAAUCCUUGACAGUAAAAGCAUUCAGUACGAGCUCAUCGACAUCUCUGUGGGCGGGGAGCUCCGUGAUGAGAUGAGAAGCAAAGCAGGGGACCCGACAGCAGUCCCUCCCCAGCUUUUCAAUGAAGACAACUACUGUGGGAACUAUGAGAUGUUUUCCGAAGCGGUGGAAGCAGAUACAGUGGAACAGUUUCUGAAAAUGGCGUGAGGAGGGUGAAGUGUAAAUUCUCCAUCUUAACCCCAGCCACCUCCCCGCCCGCCCUCUGCCCUAAUGGAGGCUCUUUAUUCACACUCUCUGCACCACUGGCAGUGUCCACCCACUUUCAAUGCCAUAACGAAUAAUGCCAAAUAUCUCGUAUUCAGCUAAUCAGAAGACACACAUUCCCCAUACUGCACCGUUAGACUCUAAAUCAGUCUUAAUCUGUUUUAUUUUCAUGUGUUUUGUUUUUUUUUUUCCUGUUAUUUCCUUUGAUUCCUUUCAGACUCUUUUCCUGUCUGACAGACCAGUGUUACUAAGUACUCAUUGUCCACUUGGAAUCAAUGGGGUGUCUUAAUGUGCGGUAAUUAGGUCGACUAAUCUUGGCAGCGGCCACAUGAUCGCUGGAGAUUAAAACUAAUCCACUGGAUGACAACAUUCAACCCAGAAUCUUCCUGAUCCUCUGCAGACCAAACACACAUCAUCACUCAGUCUUAAAUACUUUGUCGUCUUUCUCUGUAGCCUUCAAGUUCCCAUGUUGUACAUGACGGCACACUAUCUGUACUUCACAUGGAUGCAAAUGCACACGGAAGUAGCAAGGACCGCGAUGUCCUUAAACCCAAUUGAUCGUGAAUUAUACCAGCUAAAAAAACGUUCUUUGUUAUUUUUGGUCCAUUGGUUACCUUAUGCAGUAUAUGAUGAGAGGUUUGGUUCUGAAAUGAGAAUCCACUGUAGCCCACCGUGCUGAUCUGACCUGGUUUGAGGGGCUGUAAUGCUACCAAAAUUCAGAAAGUGCAUUUUUUGCCAGAUUUUGGCCAGAUAUUAAAAAUAUAAAUUACUUUAAUAAAGCUAGAAACUAGCACUUGUUUAAAAUACCCUGUGGAAAACAAAUGUUAAGUUACAUUUUGUGUUUCUCGCAAAAAUGUAUAAAUGUGCUGGUCUCUGCAAAUGUCAGGAAGGAAACGCACAAUUGCUUAAAAUAUUUUAAAACCUAUUUUGUUUACAUCUCAUUUGCUAGCUCUUUAAACUCAUUGGUAACCCAGUUUGGACGUUACCGACCACCAACUGUCGAUGUGAGUGGUGUGAAACUGGCAGCAGGAAUGUGUGUAUGACAGACAAAACAGGGACAUACCUAUAAAAACAUUGCUCUAUAGCGCCACAAGUGGUCAAACGCUCCUCAGGGUAUCUUUAAGAUAAGUUGUGGAUGUAUGUGGCUUUAAGCAAUCAGUGGCGACUAGACCUGUAGCCACCGUUUAGUACACUGUGGUUGUGCCCUGUGUAUUUUUGUAUUGGGGAGAAUUAACAUACUACAAUUGAAACUUUAACGUGGUGGGUAUUUCAAAGGCUGAUUCCAAUAAUUCACUAUUUCCCCCUAAAAUUGUAACGAGUGUGGAGAAACUUAAAAUUUACAGGAAAUCUAAUGGACAAUAAUUAAAAUACGAAAAAUACAAAUAAUUCAACUAUUUUGCAAACUUUGCUUUUGGUGUCUGGUCAAACCUUUCUGAGGGGUAGGGUUUCAGGGAAGGAUUUGAACUCUAUUUCUAAGAUCAUGUUUACAUCCCUGUAGGAUUUGUGGACCAAACGCUCCCUUUAGAUAUGUUAUAAUGGUCUCCAGUGAACCAAACGUACUCAAAAGUUGGUGUACUCUUGAACAAAUAAGUGGUUAAACAUUUCAAGUAGUUGGCUGCUUAAUUCUAGCAUCCAGUUAGGCAGGAUGAACAGCGUCUUCUUAACAUCACAUUUGGUGCCAAUAUAUCUGCAAUGCGCUUUUCGGGAGGUGGUUGUUCACUGUUGUAUUAUUAGCACUUACCUGACAUCUCCUACGUUUUCCGUAAUUUUACUGUAUAACUUGAAAGCUUCACCAAUGGGUGUUCUGCAUUGCUGACUGACUGGGGCAAAAGGACGCCAAAAACAUUUAUAAGGGAGCAUUUCGUAGGGAGAGUAAACGAUUGGACCGAAAAGAUGUGAAUCUUCUUCCUUUCAACCACGUAGCUUUUCCUUCCUUCCUCUGUUUAUUUUAUGUAAGUUUCACUGAUUGUACUGGGCAUGAAGAUGCAGUAAUGUGACUAUGCACUGAAACCCUGCCUCAUUCUGAACAGACAUAAAGGUCAUAGCUGGUGUGUUUAGAUUGACCGGACUCAGUCUUACUAGCCUUAGGGAACAAUCACCACAUGGGAAAAAUGAAGGCUUCACUUAUUUGUGCUUUUCUAUGUAUUUGCAUCAUACGUUUGAUUAAUCUCAGUUGAAAUGUUUUUUGUAUCACUUUCAUGUCUUUUUUUUUUUUUUUUUUUAUUGAGAAUAACAUGGUUUACUUCUAUUACUCGUAACAUCUGUCAAACCCCCAUGCUUUCAUGAUUGUGUUGUUACGGUUUGGGAUCCAGAGGAAUGACAGCCUUCACACACAAUGUUUGUGCACUGUUUUGUAAGUCGGUGGUUGUAGAUGUUUGCCUGUUAUUGAUGUAUAUUCACUAUGAACCAUGUUUUAGACAUUCCACGUCUCUCUCUGAGCUCCUGCUUUGCUUUUGGACCAAUUCCCCUUGGCCAAAAAAAGAAGAAAUUAGGGAAUAAAAUGCUGUUGUCUUCCAAGAAGAUUGUGAAAAGUGAUUUAUGGGUUAAAAAAAUAAAAUGGAGUUGAAUCUAA
This is a messenger RNA of Seriola aureovittata, 2989 nucleotides long. It is a transcript of the gene sh3bgrl3, whose product is annotated as SH3 domain binding glutamate-rich protein like 3. The transcript is spliced from 3 exons. The record is from RefSeq and is a predicted model, not a curated record. Lineage: Eukaryota; Metazoa; Chordata; Actinopteri; Carangiformes; Carangidae. Gene Ontology annotation, cellular component: cytoplasm. The coding region runs from base 82 to 360 and encodes 92 amino acids.